Messenger RNA from Aureobasidium namibiae CBS 147.97, 1530 nucleotides. RefSeq lists its product as uncharacterized. Lineage: Eukaryota; Fungi; Ascomycota; Dothideomycetes; Dothideales; Saccotheciaceae. The transcript is spliced from 2 exons. The record is from RefSeq and is a predicted model, not a curated record. Gene Ontology annotation, biological process: signal transduction. Bases 1 to 1530 code for a protein of 509 amino acids. Gene Ontology annotation, molecular function: protein binding.
AUGUCAAUGGCCGCCUACAAGACGACGCAAUACCACCAUGAUUCAGACCCCGACGACGAGUACCUGCGUCCGACAUACCACUCGCCCACUCUGCCGCGCUCCCACUUGCAGAACGAUCAUUCUGACGACGACGACGACGACAUGACGACCAGUGCCGAGCACACGCCCACCACCUUCAGCCACUCCCUGUCGCAUUCCCUCAACCCAAGUCCGACCGGCCUCAUCACCCAGUGGACCGCUGAGCAAGUCGCCGACUGGGUCGCUGCCCUGGGUCUGAGCCAGUAUGCCGACGCUUUUGUCGACGAGGCCAUCACCGGGCUGGCUCUUGUCGAGAUGCAACACCACGACUUCAAAGAGAUGGGCAUCAUGAGUGUUGGGCACCGCUUGUCUCUGCUCAAAGGCGUAUACAAUAUCAAGAUCAAGCAAAACAUCCCUCUGGACCCGGAUCAUUACGUACCCCUGUCCGCUGGAGACAACGCUUCGGACGGAACAGCUACCCAGGACGAUAUAACUCGCAUCAUUGAUAUCAUUCGCCAUCGCGACUCUCGCAUUCUGUCAGCCGAGAUCGAGCUCCGAACUCUACGUGACCAGUUCGACCGCAUAUCAGAAGAGAACAGAAAGCUGCGCGAGGAUACUCUGCCCGUAAUUCGCAUGGUCAAAGAUCGUUCCCAGCUACCUCCGACUCCGGCAGAUGGACUCGGUACUCCUCCAGCGGACAUCAAGCCUGAGAAGAUAACCAGUGGCUUAUCGCGCAAAUUCUCGACCAAGAAGCUCUUCCUCGGAGGUGCUCCAAAGAACCCCUCGCCUACCAUCCACGAGUCCUCCACCCUUGAUCCUUCUGCCGCAGCGAUCGCUGCAACUUCUCACUUGAAUCCAUCGCACCCCCAGAACUCGCCCAGUCAACUUUCACAACCAUCUCCUACAUCCCCCGCAUAUGCUUCUUCGGCACAAGCCAUGUCUGCUGGAAAUCGUUCCUUCCCACGCGACGUCCCUCCAUCAGCUCGCCCUUCAUACGUCGAGGACCCGCGUCAAUCACAUGUGUCCCACGCGCCCUCUACGAUAGCACCUUCAAGCCGUCGUCAAGCGGUAACACCGGUACCUCCACAGGAAGACCCGCCGAACAGUGCUCCACUCCCACGCUCUUCUCGUGAGAAGGACAACCCACAAGUCGAAAUAUUCAAAUCUUUCCGUGUGAGUAUCGAGGAUCCUUGCCACAAAGUCUUGCCUGUAGCUCUUCAGCGGUACAACAUCAACGACGACUGGCAGCAAUAUUCUCUCUACAUUGUCUAUGGCGAUCAAGAACGCUGCCUGGGCCUAGAAGAGAAACCGCUUAUGCUGUUCAAACAACUCGAACGUGAAGGCGGUAAACCCAUGUUCAUGCUUCGUAAACACGCCGCUCCUGUUGGUCAAGGCUGGUCCGCCAAUCGUACUGUUCCUGCCUCAGAGAUGCAGAAUCUCGGCCCCAGUAGGGAAAGCCUGAGAAGAGAUAAUGCGGAUAAUGGCCGAGCGUUACCUGGAGGUGUGCUCUAG